Didymodactylos carnosus is the source of this 1068-nucleotide messenger RNA. NCBI's taxonomy places the organism in Eukaryota, Metazoa, Rotifera, Eurotatoria, Philodinida, Philodinidae. The record is from the annotation of a GenBank genome assembly.
AUGACUACGAAAAAUCGUACAAAUUUUUUAACUAUAAUUUUUUUUCUCCUUUUCAAAGAACCUGUUACAUUGCAUAAAAAACCUUCUCAAUUGGAGAGAAAAAAUUCAGCAAAUCGUCCAUGCAGUGUUACUUAUAAUGUUAAUAAUGAUAUUAUUAAAUAUUAUCCAGACAUUUAUACGCAUUCACCACCGAGAACGCCAUCGGCUAGACAUCGUACUCAAAAACGUGUUCGAUUCGCACUACAGCUGGAAUCUGUACUAGAAGAACCGGCUCAAAUACGUUCAGCGAAUUCAAAAAAUAUAACAAAACCAUGUUUUCGUGAAGAUGGACCAUUUUAUGGACAUUAUUCUGAAUAUAUUGUGAAACAAAACUCAACAUUCACUCAAACAUUACCUGAUAUAGAUAUAAAACCUACAGUCUCACCAAGUCCAAAACCAAAUUAUUAUAUUCUACAAUCACAAAAAAAUAAUCCAGAAAUGACGACAGUUGAUUCAUCAACAAAAACUCCACGUGUAGUACAAAAAGUACCAAGUUUAGGAAAACAUGGAAGAGAGGAUCCACUCCCAUCAUCGCUACUGCAACAGCCACCUGUUCAACGUUCUACUCCUUCUCCUAUCCCUUCUUCUUCUUCUCCUCCUUCUCCCGCUCCUCCUCCUCGUCCACAACCACCAAGACAACAACACUAUCCUAUGAACACAACAAUAUCUCAAAUAGCACCACCCGUUCGGCCACAGAAUCGAGCCGAUUAUGCUCUACCAUCAUUUUCAACUAAUCGUGAACGUGUUAUUAAUCAACAACGAAAAUCAACACCAUUAAUUUCUGAUUACUUCUUAUCAAAUAAAUUAGCUGAAAUUGUUUUGCAACCACAAGAUAAUCACACAAGUGAACUUGUUGAACACUGGAAUCAACAAUGUUUAGCAGGAAAAAAUCCAAAUGGAAUGAAAAAAACGUUGACAGCAUCACAAAAACCAAUGUUAGAAAUGGGAGGACAUGUAUUAAAUAAAUAUUAUAUGACAACACCAACACGUUCUGAUAUUUUAACUCAGACAGUUCAUACACAUCGAUAA